AUGUACGCCGACUUGGAGGAGGCGCGAACUCAGCGCGGCUCUCGCGCGUCUCGGGGAUCGAGAGGCUCAGACCGCGAGAUCGACAGAAGCAUCCGCUCUGGAAACGGCGAUGCCGACGCAGAAGAUGGCAUCCGCUCUCGGGAGAAGGAGCUUGCAGAACAGCUCCGCAAGCGUGCUCAGGCCUCGCGUGCCGGCGCCAGGGGUGCGGAUGCCCGCGGUCGAGGACGCUCUUCCAGCGUUCGCAGUCGCAGUCGCAGUCGCAGCCGCAGCCGCAGUCGAAGCCAGGAUAGCUACCGCAGUCGCAAGAGCCACCAGUCCAGGAGGAGCGCUCUUGCUGACGAGGCAGCCGAGCAGAGGCGCAAGAGACGUCGUGGCGACGAUCUCGGCCAUCGCAGCGACCGGAGUCGCCUAGAUGAAGACGAAGAAGAACGCGCCCGCGAGCGUCGACGUCUUCGAAGCGAGCGUCGUGACGAUGACCGCGAUGGACACUCUUCCGCAGGCGAUCGGCAUCGAGCCAGUCCUGCUCCUUCGUCCAGCCGAGGCGACCGGGAUCGCUACGACUCCUACUACGAAGACCGCCGUUAUGACCGCAGAGGCGAUCGUGGCCCUCACAACCGAGGCGGCCGCUACGAGGAUGACUCGCGCCGUUCGUCGAGACGCCGAGGACGCUACGACAGUCCCGCUGCCUCGGCUCGCUCUCGACGCACCCCCAGUCCAGAGAUCAACGACUACGAGGACCGAUCCGUCUUCUGCAGCCAGCUAUCGGCCCGACUUGGCCAGCGUGAUCUCGGCGAGUUCUUCGAGGAGCAUCUUGGCGAGGGGGCGGUUCAGGAUGUGCGCAUCGUAAUGGACCGCGUCACCCGCCGAAGCAAGGGUGUCGGCUACGUCGAGUUUGCUGCACGAGAACUGGUGCCCAAGGCGAUCGAGCUCACGGGCAAAGUGCUCUUCGGCAUCCCCAUCGUGGUCCAGCGCACCGAUGCUGCGCGCAAUGGCCCGCCUCCCAUCUCGGCAGUCGGCCCGCACGGCGUCGCCUCACACCCCGCGCUCGGAGGACCGCACCUGGACGCUAGGGCGCUCGCCAACGUUCCCAUGCCCAUGCAAUACCACCAAGCCGGCGCGCCGAUCCAUCUCAACGUCAACGCCCCUCCGGGUCCGCGCGCCAUGAGGCCCGGACCCAACAUGCCCAACACCGAAGCGCGACUCUACGUCGGCAGCUUGCAUUUCAGUCUCACGGACGAGAAUGUCAAGGCAGUGUUUGAGCCGUUCGGCGAGAUCGAGUACGUCGACCUCCACCGCGAACCAGGAACGGGUAAGAGCAAGGGAUUCUGCUUCAUUCAAUUCAAGCACGCCGACGACGCCAGGAAGGCACACGAGGCCAUGAACGGGUUCGAGCUCGCCGGCCGAGCCAUCCGAGUCGGCAACGUCAACGCCAAGGGCUCGGGCAGCUCGUACAUGGGCGGUCCUGGCCCGAACUCGCAAAGCGGAGGCCACCUGCCGCAGCUCACCUCUGCGUUUGACGACGGCGGAGGCGCCGGUCUCAACCCCGAACGUCGUGCGGCGCUGAUGCAGAAACUUGCUCGCAACAAUGAGCCAUCCCCGGCCGCCUCGGACGCGAACACGGCAACGCAGGAGCGCCCGGCAGGCAUUCCCGAGGCUACUUCGACCUCGCUACUCCUCAAGAACAUGUUUGAUCCGGCAGAAGAAACGGAAGCCGACUGGGACAAAGACCUCGCCGAAGACGUCAAGGACGAAUGUCAGGCCAAGUAUGGACCUGUGACGCGCAUCCACGUGGAGAAGGAGUCUGCGGGCGAGAUCUACCUCACCUUUGCUGACCUUGACGCCUCUCGCAAGGCCCUCGAUGGGCUCAACGGAAGAUUCUUCGGAGGCAAGCCGAUCAGCGCGCAAUACAUUCCGGACGCUUUUGUGCAGGCUAAGCUCGGUUAA
Molecule: messenger RNA, 1944 nt
Organism: Moesziomyces aphidis
Lineage: Eukaryota; Fungi; Basidiomycota; Ustilaginomycetes; Ustilaginales; Ustilaginaceae
Source: the annotation of a GenBank genome assembly